This is a messenger RNA of Porites lobata, 961 nucleotides long. The record is from the annotation of a GenBank genome assembly. Lineage: Eukaryota; Metazoa; Cnidaria; Anthozoa; Scleractinia; Poritidae.
AUGAAAGUUCAAGGUUUCCCAUGCCGAAAGGUUUGUGGUGCACGUAAAGGAGAAUGGUCCAUCAAAACAGGAGCGUUAGAUGACCAAUUGACUAAGGAAUCAGUUAUUAACGGCACCAUCAAACCAGCUGGAAGUACUUCUCGUCAGGCGGUGCAGCUACGUUUCUGCUGUUAUACGAAAAUGGAAAACGGUUUAUACCUACCAAAUGUUUUUGAAAAUAAGCAAUGAACAAAGAUAACGGAGUGCGUUCGAGCGAUCUCCAUAUCAGCUGUCUCUCCUUUUCGUCUCCUUGAAGCAAGUUGGCAUCAUUGAUGUCAUUCGCCCCUGCAAAAUCUGCGGGAAAGCCAGAAUCAUUAAAUCAACGACCGUUGUCCCAUACAGUCUUACUCCAAUCUAUUGCAGGAGUUCGUUUUGUUAUAUUACAAUCAAACCUCUAUUAAGCGGCCAACAUCGGGGUAGAGACGUGACUUGCAUUAAAAGUUGUAUCACAAUACAUGCUGCACGGUGUCAAAACCUAUUUUAUUAAUUAUUUAAACACCUUUACAAAUAGAAAAGUUCACUGCACUUCCUUUCUGUCCCUUAUCCGUUUGCAGCUAAAUUCUUGAAGCUUGUGUUUGGUGAGACUCGUGUGAAGGCGAGUACCGCUGAAAGAGAAUGUCAAAGUAAAGGAGGUCAUCUAGCUAGCAUCCACAGUCAGGAAGAAAAUCAAAAAAUCAAACAGAUGGUCGGAUCAGCAUCAAUGGCCUGGAUUGGCUUGAAGAGGACAACCGUGCAAACCAGACCGUGGAUCUGGACUGAUGGCACUGAGCUAGACUUCGGGGAGUGGAAGCCAGACGUUACUGACGAUGAAAAUUUUGUUUCCAUUAGUGGAGACGAUGGCUCAUGGGAGGCAAAGACUAAAGAUCCUAAGCUUCCUUUCGUAUGCAAAGUGAUUAACUCUUGUCCAGAUGAGAAUGAGUGA